Limulus polyphemus (Atlantic horseshoe crab) is the source of this 732-nucleotide messenger RNA. RefSeq names its product neurogenic locus Notch protein-like. The record is from RefSeq and is a predicted model, not a curated record. The transcript is spliced from 5 exons. NCBI's taxonomy places the organism in Eukaryota, Metazoa, Arthropoda, Merostomata, Xiphosura, Limulidae. Gene Ontology annotation, molecular function: calcium ion binding. Bases 10 to 732 code for a protein of 240 amino acids. Gene Ontology annotation, biological process: heterophilic cell-cell adhesion; establishment or maintenance of epithelial cell apical/basal polarity. Gene Ontology annotation, cellular component: plasma membrane; protein-containing complex.
UUAACGACAAUGCGAAGUCGUCUGGUCGUCUACGUUUUGGCCUCCGUCGCUCUAAUCACUUUCUUUCCGUGUAUCGUUCAAGGGCUGGUGUCAUGCUCACCUAAUUCGUGUAAAAAUGGAGCGGCUUGUGUUUCUAACCCAGGGGGAGAAGCCUUUUGCAACUGUACUCCGAUGUUUGUUGGAGAAUACUGUCAACAUAUGAACCCCUGCCACACGGGGGCUGGGCCGAGAUGCCAGAACGGUGGUAGUUGUUACGUGGGUGUAAGUUCCUCUGGUGGCCCGACCUUCACGUGCACCUGCCCCGUGGGUUAUUCGGCUUCUCUCUGCGAGAUUGCUCUUCCAAAUAGUUGUGACAGUGAUCCUUGUCAGAACGGAGGCACGUGCUCCCUCAUAACGCUGGACAAGUACACCUGCACAUGCGCAGCAGGAUUCAGAGGCAACCACUGUGAAUUAGUGGACCACUGUGCUUCCCAACCUUGUCGGAACGGUGCGUCCUGCCAGGCCUUACACGAUUCUUAUCGCUGCACGUGCACCGAGGGGUUUACUGGACGCACAUGUACGCACGACAUCGACGAGUGUCGGAAAGAUCUUUGUGUCCAUGGUCAGUGUGUGAACACUGUUGGCUCCUACAGAUUUCUAAACCAUCUUUCUCGUGAAAUGGUUAAUGAUUUCGAUGUGUGGCUAAAAGCUCGUGAGCUUUCGUCAAUUUUGAAUACUUGCGUACUUACUUGA